Miscanthus lutarioriparius is the source of this 1335-nucleotide messenger RNA. The record is from the annotation of a GenBank genome assembly. Lineage: Eukaryota; Viridiplantae; Streptophyta; Magnoliopsida; Poales; Poaceae.
AUGGACGAGUUCGAGCUGGAGGACAACCUCGAGUUCAUCCUCCAGAGCAUCCAGGAGCUCAUGGAGGACCAGGGGGACAACAACGCCUUCGGCGACGCCAACCAGAACGAGCUCUUCGCCAGCCUCGUCAGCUACGACCAGGAGAACAUGCUGCCCGACGUCUCUGCCGCGGACGUCGCUGCUGGGAAGGACAUGCAGGGCAUCCCGUGGGAGAAGAUGCUCUUCGGGAGAGAUAAGUACCGAGAGAUGAAGAUGAAGAACUACAGAAAUUACCAGAACCUAAGUUACGCACGGGAGGAUGCUUUGCAGGAGUGCAAACAAGUGGAGAAGGAUAGCCCUUACUAUGAUUUUCACUACAACACAAGGUGUGCGCGGCCAUCAAUUGUACAUUUUCAGCUACGGAACCUAGUAUGGGCAACAACCAAACAUGAUGUUUAUACAAUGCAUGAUCAAUCAGUGACACACUGGUCCUCACUCGAGCAGACAAGCACUGAGCUAAUCAAUGCUGAUGAUUGCAUCGUCCCAAAACAGAGGGGGCAUGGUUCACAGUCAGUGGCAAUGGUUCAGGUCACAACAAUGGCCGUGGAUAGUAAUUUAUUGGUAGUUGGUGGCUUUCAAGGGGAGCUUAUAUGCAAGCGCUUGGAUGAUGAUGGGGUUGUUUACAGCACAAGGGUUACAGAUGAUGAAAAUGCAAUCACUAACUCUUUAGAGAUCUAUCAGGAUCCCAGCGGAUCUCGAAGGUUGGUGGCUGCUAACAAUGACUGCUCCAUCAGGAUUUUUGACACCGAGUACUUUGACCUCCUCAAGCACUAUGUCUUCCCUUGGUCUGUGAAUAGUGUUUCUGUGAGCCCAAAUGGGAAACUCUUCGCUGUCCUGGGAGAUCAUGAGGAUGGUUGUGUAGUGGAUCCCAAGUGUGGCAAGGCAAUUGGUUCUCUUAGGGGUCACUUGGAUUACUCAUUUGCAUCUGCGUGGCAUCCUGAUGGCAAUAUCGUGGCAACUGGGAGUCAGGACACUACAUGCAGGCUAUGGGACAUCAGGAACCUAUCGCAGUCGGUAGCUGUGCUUGGUGGAAGGAUGGGCUCAAUUCGGUGUGUCAAGUUCUCUUCAGACGGGCGUUUCCUUGCAACAGCAGAACCUGUGGAUUUUGUCCACAUAUACGAUGCUUAUGCGGACUACAGCAAAUCGCACGAGAUUGACUUGUUUGGCGAGAUUGGAGGUUUAGCAUUCAGCCCGGACACUGAGGCCUUCUAUGUGGGCCUUGCGGACCAGACGUACGGAGGCAUGAUCGAGUUCAGGAAGAGGCACCAACUUCACUACCUGAACUCCUUGUGGUGA